Molecule: messenger RNA, 934 nt
Organism: Daldinia vernicosa
Lineage: Eukaryota; Fungi; Ascomycota; Sordariomycetes; Xylariales; Hypoxylaceae
Exons: 2
Coding region: 239-904 (221 amino acids)
Source: RefSeq, a predicted model, not a curated record
CCGAUUUUCGAUCUUGCUGAGCCAGCUGUCCGGAGAAUAUCGCCAGAGAUGGGGUGCCUAUAUCGUAGACAAAUUUAGUAUAUAUCACAUCCUUCCCUCUCGUCCUGGAUUCAUUUCUUCCUCGCCGGUCGAACAAUUCUUUCUUCUCAUACAUACUUCAAUCUUCCGACAAGAAAAAAAAAAAAAAAGCAACAAACCUCCUGUUUGACUCUCGUCAACAACAACAACAUCAUCAAUCAUGAGGUUCACUCAAGUCCUCGUGUGUGCUGCCGGUGCCCUUGGCGCCGCCGCCGCCCCUGCCUCCCCUAAUGCCCCUAAUGCCACUGCCAGCUCAUACCUUGACCUGACCGAUGGAAUGUACACCAUCCCCAUCGUCGACGACGACACCCUCGACUUCUCCCAGGCUGUGCGCGACUGGGACGGCCUCACCGCCCUCAGCGGCGCCGCCAGCAACAACACGGAGGAAUCCGUCGCCGCCGCCCUCGCCGAGCGCCGCCCCCCGGGCCAAUGCGACCCGCAGUUCCCCUCGCGCAAGACGCUCUGCCGCUCGCGCACGGUCGCGCGCUCCGAGUACCUGCGCGCCUACGCCAAGUUCCUCGACUGGAUCGACUACGGCCCCGACCAGGGCUGGAUCCCCAAGAAGAGCUGCAAGUCCCUGCUCUGGGGCAGCGUCGUCGUCAACGCCUGCUCCGCCGGCGGCAUCAACCCCACCUGCCGCGGCGAGGUCGUCGAGGCCAUGCGCGAGCUCGACGCCUACUGCGCCCUCGACAAGGGCGGCGACAUCUCCAUCAAGGCCUGGAAGAAGGUCUACGGCCGCCACCACGUGCGCGACGGCGACGCCAUGGACGGCCACAAGUACAAGCUUCCUACUGGCAAGCCCCCCGUCAAGGACAGCGACCCUUAAGUGCUCGGCCGAGCCGGUAUUUGUGGGAUG